Messenger RNA from Manduca sexta (tobacco hornworm), 518 nucleotides. RefSeq lists its product as uncharacterized. The record is from RefSeq and is a predicted model, not a curated record. Lineage: Eukaryota; Metazoa; Arthropoda; Insecta; Lepidoptera; Sphingidae. The transcript is spliced from 3 exons. The coding region runs from base 55 to 360 and encodes 101 amino acids.
ACCCAUCAGCAUCUUUAGUCCCUGCUAUUAUAUUUCAUAACAACGACGAAGCUGAUGGCCCUCAUACAACUUCUUCCAAGGGCUCACACUUGUCUGCGCUGGGUGGGUGGAUCCCACACGCUGGUCUCGGAGAUUGUGACCAAGGAGAAGGCGCCGCCGAUGGACCUCCAGGGACAUCCCACCAAGCGAUACACUGGAUACGGUUCAGACGGACGACUGUAUAUGUUAGAAGAAGAGCUACAGCCUUGCGUGGAAUGUAAUAUCAUAUUUGAAGCUCCGAAACCUGAAGGUGUCGGUGACGUGACUAAAGAUGGCGCUGGCGAUCGAGGAGCUACCCUAAUUGCGCCAGAUAAAAAAUAAUUUGUGUGUACAAUAAUGUUUCCUUUUAUGAAGGAUAGAGGUACGAGAACCUACAUUAGAAAUUGCAAUCAAUUGCCUCUAAAUUUCUAAAAUAUUGUUUGUUUUCGACAAUGAUUUAUAUAGUGUUACAAAAUCUUAAAUAAAACCAUUUUGUUAUA